Molecule: messenger RNA, 2287 nt
Organism: Struthio camelus australis
Lineage: Eukaryota; Metazoa; Chordata; Aves; Struthioniformes; Struthionidae
Source: RefSeq, a predicted model, not a curated record
UGUGCGGAUGAAGUGGCUGCCGAGCACGCGGGUGCCGAGGCACUGGUGCACUACGGCCCAGCCUGCCUCAGCCCCUGCGGAAGGCUGCCAGUGCUGCGCAUCUUCGGACGGCCGGAGCGCUGUGCGGGGGCCUUCCGGGAGCUCUACCCUGACCGGCAGAGCCACGUGGUGGUGCUGAGUGAUGUGGUCUAUGCCCAUGCGAUGGGGGAGUUGGAGCAGCAGUUGUGCCAGGAGUACCCCAACGUUGUCUUCUCCAGGGUCGUGUGCGGGGACCCUCCCAGGCCAGCGCUGCCUGGGGAAGUGCAGCAGUUUGGCCGUCAGUUCUCCGUGGAGGCACCGGGAGGGCUGCAGGACUGCUCCAUGUUCUACGUGGGAGCUGAGGGCCUGGCCCUCACCAGCUUCAUGCUCACCUGGAACUGCUGCCCCUUCAGCUCUUUUGACCCUGCCACUGGCUGUGGCCGCCUGGCGGGGGGGAAGCCAAACCCCGCCAAGCUGGCCAACUUCUUGGAAGUGGACGUCUUCGUCCUGGUGGCCUGCGCUCAGAACUCCCUGCUGGACUCCAGCGACUUCUACCGGCCCAUAGUGACCCCCUAUGAGCUGGAGCUGGCCUGUAACCCGGCUCGGGAAUGGACUGGGAGCUACCUCACUGACUUCCGAGACCUGCUGCCAGGUAACGGCUGGGAACCAGCUGUGGGGAGCAGGAGGUGCUGCCCUGCUCCCAUCCCUACUGGCUGUGGUCACCCAGCUCAGUGCUGGUGGCAGGGUGGGCGUGAACUCCGGGCUAACACUACUGUUUCCUGCUCCCUCCUCUCUCCCCUCCCAGCCUCCUUCCUGGAGUCCCGCAGCUGGCAGGGCCUGGAGCAGCAGCUGGGGAAGACACCCAUUUCCAAGGCCGUGCAGGGCCGGCGAGGGAUUGCCAUCGCCUACGAGGAUGAGGGCCGCGAGGAACCCUGAUGCUGCAGCAGCGUGGGCACCCGUCCAGGAGCAGGGCAGUGCCACAUGGAAGGUCCUGGACCUGUCCUGAUGUAGGGUGUUGGACCUGCGAGGAUCUAAGGAGGGUCUGGACUUUGUUCCAGGUAGGGCAGGGAAGCUGCCUCCAGCUGGCCCUGUGCUGGCUGCAGCCCUGGAGCCUGUAGCACCCCAGUGGGGGAGAGCAGGAGGUGCACGUGCGUUCAGUGACGCCCACAGCAUGCUGGGGACCACAGCCAGGGCAGCAGCAGGGCUGAGACAAGGCGCUUGGCCCAGACCUGGCCUCCAGGGGCUCACUCCAUCACCUAGUCAAUAGGAGUUUCGGCACUACUGGGAAGAAGGCACAAGUCUCGCACUGAGCUGUCAGGGCCAGGAGUUGGGGCUUCUCUGGUUAUUAUUAUUAACUAAAGCUGAACUAAAAGGAGCAUUGUUAUGCGUGAACUGUCUUCUAGCAUAAAACAUGGGCUGAAGAAUGCAGACUUGGGGUGAUAUCAGAGGUCCAGGGUGAAAACACAGAUCACAGCACUUGCCACAGGAGUGCAGCCUUAUGAAUUAGGUAAAACCAGUCGAAGAGAACAGAAAGAGUAAUUGGGAACCCCUGAAAAGAGAGAGCCCACUAGCAUAUCCUGCUAAGAAACUAAAGCAGAUUACAUAGAGGGGGCUGCAGGUGUGAACAAGCCCCCAGCUGCUGUGAUGAACAGGACUGGGGUACAUCCAGUCAGUGCUGCAGGGAGGCUCCCAUGUGCAAAGGGACGGGAGUCUGUGGCCCUGCCUGUGGGGCAGAACUGCUUCUGCUUACUCCUCCAGUCUGCAUUUGGCCCAUGCGCCUCAUGUGCCCACUGGCGCCUCCUGCAGGGCUAGCAGCCAGAGCCAGCACUGCAGGCAGGGCACAGCCACCAGCUCCGGGUAGCUCCUGCCUCCUCACCUUGCCUGGUGCAGGCUAGCGCACCCCAGAGGAAGCAAUGCACGGCUAGGGCAGGCAGCUGCUGGUGCUAGUCCUGGUCCUGCAAUCCCCUGUCUUGCUUCUGGACCCCUGAGGGAGAGCUGCUGACAAGGGUGGGCCUAAGGAAAGAGUUAAGAGUUCCCUGUCCCUUGUGCUUUAUAACCCCAAGGAGGAGGAUGGACCUGUCCUAGGCCGAACCAGCCUGCAGCAGGGACAGCACCUCAGCUGAGGGAGCUGUGUCUACAACCCCACACCAGAGCCCAGCUGCAGGGCAGCCUGAGCAGAAGGACAUCCCUGGGCAGCACAGUCUGCUCCUGUCUGCUCCCUACAGGAGCAGAGCACAGGCCCUGGAGAGCAGUGCCCUCUCUGCCCUCC